AUGGAGGAUAUUCGCCAGGCCGCUCGCAAUGAUUCGAUCGAUGUGGGUGCGAGUCUAUCGACUCCGCAAAAGGAAGAAAAUUUACACGAGUACAUCUAUCCGGUCGAGUUUUAUCAAUGGCUAACCAUGCUGCCAGUGGAAGCGCCUUUGGAAACAUACUACUUUUAUACAAAAAUUUUCGGUCCAGCUGUUAUAGUUAGUCUAUUUGCUAUCGUUUGGUGUUUGUGCGUCAUUGACGCCAUUCAUGUCAACUUGGCAUGCGGCGGAAAUUUAGACGGCAAGCGUCGAUUACUACUCUUACUUAUAAAUCCCUGGCAUUUUGAUUUACUGCGUGGUAUUGUCUGCCAGUCCUCUGCCGUUCGUUUUAAUUAUGGCACUCGGCGUAUUAUUUUUAUACUGAUCUUCGCUUUGGGUGGUACAUUGAAUAGCUUCUUUUCCACAAAAUUAGUGAAUUGGUUGACAGUUCCCCCGCGUGAGACACCUAUUGAAGAAUUUAGUGAAGUUGGUGAACGCAAUCUACAGAUACAAGUCUCUCAACCAGAUAUAGCUGAAAUUAAAUUUUACAAAGGCGUGGAAUUUUGGAGAAAACAUAGCCAGAUAUUCGAGAUAGUACCGACUUUUGAUGAAUAUCAAAAAAAUAUACGCAAAUUGGACAACCGUUAUGGUUAUAUAAUGAGUUCAUUGAUGUGGCCAACAAUUGAGGAGCGUCAAAAGUAUUUCCAAUAUCCGUUAUUUCGCUUAUCGGAAAAAUUGUACUACACAAAAGGCGCCCUCCUUAGCUUGCCCAUCAGUGAGAAUUCCAUGUACAAAGACCUAUUGAGUGAUUUUUGUUUGCGUGCACGUGAAAAUGGUUUACUUGUACAUUGGUAUAAAGAGACUUUCUUUACGAUGGUCAGAUUGGGGCGUUUCAGUCUUAAGGAUCCCAGUAGCAGGCACAGGCACCAAGUGCUUACACUGAAGGAGUUCGAAUGGGUGUGGAUCGCUUAUGGUGUCGGCAUUUGUUUGAGUAGUGUGGCUCUUUUGUUGGAAAGACCUUGGCAAUUAAAUUAA
Molecule: messenger RNA, 1050 nt
Organism: Rhagoletis zephyria (snowberry fruit fly)
Lineage: Eukaryota; Metazoa; Arthropoda; Insecta; Diptera; Tephritidae
Source: RefSeq, a predicted model, not a curated record